GUUCCAGCUCGGCGCUGUUAGCUUUAGCCUCCGGUGCUUGUCGUCAUGUCGAGCCGUAAACCGCGUCCUCCGAGCGGCCGCAGCGCGGACAAAUACUCGGUGCUUUUACCCACGUACAACGAGCGGGAGAACCUGCCUCUGAUCGUGUGGCUCCUGGUCAAAUACUUCGGGGAAAGCGGGUACGAGUACGAGAUCAUCGUGAUCGACGACGGGAGCCCGGACGGGACGCUGGACGUGGCCCAGCAGCUGCAGAACAUCUACGGAGAAGACAAGAUCCUUCUUCGUCCUCGAGCAAAAAAACUGGGACUGGGGACGGCGUACAUCCACGGAAUCAAACACGCCACCGGAAACUUCAUCUUCAUCAUGGACGCCGACCUGUCGCACCACCCUAAAUUCAUCCCAGAAUUCAUCAGGUUGCAGAAAGAGGGAGAUUUGGACCUGGUCUCUGGGACCAGAUACAAAGGAAACGGAGGAGUUUACGGCUGGGACCUGAGGAGGAAACUGAUCAGUCGAGGAGCAAACUUCCUGACGCAGGUUUUGUUGAGACCCGGAGCCUCGGACCUGACGGGCAGCUUCAGGUUGUAUAAGAAGCAGGUCCUGGAGAAGCUGGUGGAACGUUGUGUUUCUAAAGGCUACGUGUUUCAGAUGGAGAUGAUCGUCAGGGCGAGACAGCUGCACUACACCAUAGGAGAGGUGCCGAUCUCGUUUGUGGACAGAGUUUACGGAGAAUCAAAACUCGGAGGAAAUGAGAUCGUGUCGUUUGCGAAGGGGCUGCUCACCCUGUUCGCCACGACGUGACCCCGCACCUGUCACGUGACCCCCGCACCUGUCACGUGACCUGCAGGGGCAGGUGCAGGGGCAGGUGCAGGGGCAGGUGCAGACCCUGACGCAGUGAAAGAUCCGCUUCUUUUUUCUGUGGCGCCGCUGGAAAAACACAAAGAGAAAAAACCCAGAAGAUUUGUUCAAACUUUUUUCAGUGUCGACGUCUCUGCAGGCGCAGAGACCAAGACCUGGUUUAGACCUGGUUUAGUCCUGGUUUAGAUCUGGUUUAGACCUGGUUUAGUCCUGGUUUAGACCUGGUUUAGUCCUGGUUUAGAUCUGGUUUAGACCUGGUUUAGACCUGGUUUAGUCCUGGUUUAGUCCUGGUUUAGUCCUGGUUUAGU
Molecule: messenger RNA, 1163 nt
Organism: Boleophthalmus pectinirostris (great blue-spotted mudskipper)
Lineage: Eukaryota; Metazoa; Chordata; Actinopteri; Gobiiformes; Gobiidae
Gene: dpm1
Product: dolichyl-phosphate mannosyltransferase subunit 1, catalytic
Exons: 10
Coding region: 46-798 (250 amino acids)
Biological process (GO): protein O-linked glycosylation via mannose; GPI anchor biosynthetic process
Cellular component (GO): endoplasmic reticulum membrane
Molecular function (GO): dolichyl-phosphate beta-D-mannosyltransferase activity
Source: RefSeq, a predicted model, not a curated record